AUGGAUGACUCUCCGCGAUCUUCUAAGCGGAGAAAGCUCGAUACUCCAAAGCGCACCGAAUCGAGCCCAUCAACAAAACCGUCGACACGGAAAACCCCUGGCAGGCUUGCGACCCGAUCCGCCGCAAAUACGAAGGGUGAUUCUGUACAGGAUGAUGCAAAGAAGCCAGCACCAGUGCGCAAGGGUCGAUUGACCAAGAGCGCAACAAACGGUACGCCGGCGAAGCGUGCGGCAGAAGAGGAGAUCGAUGUCUAUGAUGAUAUCGAGGGCGCAUUGAACGUCGAAGUAUCCUCGCGACCAAUCCGAGCCCGUAAACCGACACAGAAAGCAACUAAAGAAAACACUCCGGUUGCUACGCAGGACAAGGAGGAGAUACAAACAACCACUCCACCCAAACGACGAAGGGGGCGACCUACAAAAGCGGAAAGCGCACGUCGGGCCGCUCUGAAGGAGGCCGGCGGCGAGACAGGAGGAUCCAAAGAUGCUGUCACGCCUGUUAAGCCUGCGAAGGCUGUCCGGAAGCCAGCUGUGUCCACGCGCAAACCAGCAGCCCCACGAGCAGGUGCUUGGAAGAAGAGAGAGCCUAGCCCCAUCGCAGAAGAGGAUGAAGAGGCAGAUGAGCUGCAAAACAAUAUCAAGGCCACUAAGCUCUCGAAGCCACGCUCAAUACGGAAGCCAGCUACCAGUACACAGAAAAAGGCUACAGCGCUGGAAUCAGAAUCAGAAGAGGCGAUUGCAGUGACGCCCUCCAAAUCAGCCAAGCGACGAAAGCCUGUAGGAGAGCAAACAACCAUACCAGAGAGUGCCGACGAACUCGGCGACGGCUCUCCCACAAGCAACAGGAAGCUGACUGCUAGUGCACGAAGACGCUUUAACCGCACAGACAACAUCGCGAAUAACGACGAAGAGCGCUGGUCGAAUGCGGAAGAUCAGACCAAUGGACACGACGAGGACGAAAUGGAAGUAGACGGGAACAGCCUCCUGGAUAGCGUGCUGGACCCCACCGAACCGAGUCCCUUCAACAAGCCUACUUCAGCUCAGAAAGAGAAGCUCGCUCCUUCGGUCAUCUACAGCAACCUGGUACCGGGUCGUGAGCUUGAUCUACUGAAGACAGUCGUCAUGGAGCGUAUUACUGGCAAACGUCCCUCACCUCUAGUUGGUUUAGACGAGGAGUACAAGUCCGUGUACCAGCUUGUCGAACAUACCAUCACCGCUGGUGAAGGCAAUUCAAUGCUUGUCAUCGGAGCUCGGGGCAGUGGAAAGACCGCGCUCGUGAACAAAGUUCUUUCUGAAGUCUCCAAAGAUAACGGUGGCCAAUACCAUGUCGUACGACUCAAUGGCUUCAUUCAUACAGACGACAAGAUCGCGCUGCGGGAAAUCUGGCGUCAGCUGGGCAAAGAGAUGGAUAUCGAGGAGGAUGGUAGCGGGCCAGGAAAAAAUUACGCGGAUACCUUGGCGACGCUGCUUGCUCUACUUUCUCACCCUUCCGAACAAACUGGCGAAAUGACUGAUGAGGUCGCCAAAGCUGUCGUCUUCGUGAUGGAUGAGUUUGACCUUUUCGCUCAACAUCCCCGCCAGACAUUGCUUUACAAUCUAUUCGACAUUGCACAGUCACGAAAAGCGCCCAUCGUGGUAUUAGGGUUGACGACACGCAUCGAUGUGACUAACAGUCUCGAGAAGCGAGUCAAGAGUCGCUUCAGUCAUCGCUAUGUGCAUCUCAGGCUGGCGACGACUUUUACUGCGUUCCAAGAAACAUGCAAAGCCUGUUUGUCAAUACAGCCAGAGCAACUGAGCAUCGAGGAGAGAGGUAUACUAGAGGGUGGUACCAAGGGUACGCCAGCAAAGAAGGGAAAGAAGAGCGAUACGCAAGAAGAUGCGCUAUCACAAUGGAACUCCAAUAUUUCCGAACUCUUCGCAUCGCGCUCUUUUCUAACCCAACAUCUUGCACCAUCCUUCUACCUCACAAAGUCCGUCCCACAAAUCCUAACCUCUUUCCUCCUUCCUACCGCCACCCUUUCCCCCACCAAACCCUUCCAACCCGCCAACCUGCUCAACUCUCCGGAUUCCAAAUUAUCUCUCGUUCCCUCGCUGUCGCAGUUAUCUCUUUCCCUUCUUAUCGCCGCUGCAAGACUAGAUAUCAUCCACGACUCUGACACGUGCAACUUCAACAUGGCCUAUGACGAAUACGUUACCCUCGCAUCACGGGCCCGCAUUCAGUCGGCAGCUGGUGGACUGAGUUCAAGCAGCGGGGCGAGUAAAGUCUGGGGUAAAGAUGUAGCGAGACGAGAAUGGGACGGUCUUGUUGACCUGGGUUUGGUUAUGCCGGUUAUACAAGGACAGGUUGGCGCGUUUGGCAUGGUGAGGUGUGAUGUUGCUUUAGAAGAGGUGGGUGAGGUAUUGAAGGGAAUCAAGGGGGGUGAUAAGGGGUUGGAGAGGUGGUGUAGGAGUAUUUGA
Molecule: messenger RNA, 2454 nt
Organism: Alternaria atra
Lineage: Eukaryota; Fungi; Ascomycota; Dothideomycetes; Pleosporales; Pleosporaceae
Exons: 2
Coding region: 1-2454 (817 amino acids)
Biological process (GO): DNA replication; DNA replication initiation
Cellular component (GO): nuclear origin of replication recognition complex; nucleus
Molecular function (GO): DNA replication origin binding; ATP hydrolysis activity
Source: RefSeq, a predicted model, not a curated record